Molecule: messenger RNA, 474 nt
Organism: Dicrocoelium dendriticum
Lineage: Eukaryota; Metazoa; Platyhelminthes; Trematoda; Plagiorchiida; Dicrocoeliidae
Source: the annotation of a GenBank genome assembly
AUGGCAUCUCUUCAUCACUUGAACACCAUUGAGGACGCGGCACUUGUCCUUAAGACGGAUGCUUCAAGUUCCGCUGUCGGUGCAGUUUUGCAACUGUUAGUUGAUAACGAAUUUCAACCACUGUUCCUUUACUUACGGAAGCUACAACCUGCUCAGAUCACGUACAGCACCUUUGGUCGUGAACUGCUCGUCAUGUACUUGGCUGUGAAACAUUUCUGUCACCUUUUAGAAGGACACCGUUUCAUACUCUUGACAAAUCACAAGCCGCUGGUGUAUGCUUUCUGUUCGGCCUCGGACCGUUACUCACUCCGAGAAACGCGUCAUCUGGACUAUCUUUCGCAGUUUUGUGUUGAUGUUCGUUAUAUCGACGGUCCUAACAACACUGUUGCCGAUGCCUUAUCCCGCGCUCAUGUGAAUCAGUUGUCAUCAACACCCAUCGACCCUGGAGAGAAUAGCGGCCACUCAAAACAAUGA